Molecule: messenger RNA, 1209 nt
Organism: Lasiodiplodia theobromae
Lineage: Eukaryota; Fungi; Ascomycota; Dothideomycetes; Botryosphaeriales; Botryosphaeriaceae
Product: Extracellular proline-rich protein
Exons: 1
Coding region: 1-1209 (402 amino acids)
Source: RefSeq, a predicted model, not a curated record
AUGGUCGCCUUCACAUUUGCCUUCACCGCCCUCGUCGGCGCUGCUGCUGCCACUUCCAACGGCCCCUGGUCGAGUCACAGCUCCUGGGGUACAGCAGCCUCCAGCGAUUCCAUCACUUCUACCCCCAGCGCCUCUAAGAGCAGCGCCAUCCCAUCCGGCACUGGCUCCCUUAUUCCUAGCGGCACUGGCGGUAUCUUUCCCAGUGGAUCUGGCUCAAUCACUCCCAGUGGCACUGGUGGCAUCAUCCCUAGCAACACUAAAUCAAACAUCCCCAGCGGCACUGGCUCCGUCAUUCCCAGCGUCACCGGCGGUCGCAAUACUACCGAGACUGCCACUAUGACGACCUUUACCACCGUCACUACUUGCCCUGUUACCCAGACGACUUCGGAUCACGGAUCUACCUUCAUCACUACUACAUUGACUACUUCGACCAUAACCGUCACCUCUUGCAAGGCAGGCUGCAACCAUUUGUCGACUGUUGUCCCUCCCAUCUCGACUGGUGCCCCGAACUCGAGCUAUGUCCCGCCCACCAGCAAGCCAACCGGCUCCAUGAACAGCACUUAUGUUCCCUCUGGCAAGCCUACCACCAAGCCGACUGACAAGCCUACGACCCUGCCUACGGACAAGCCCACCACCAAGCCAACCAAUCAACCCACCGGCAAGCCCUCGUCUACUACCGAGUACGCCCCCGGUACCACUGCUGUCGUCACUACCAAGGUCUUCCCCUCCACCAUCGUGGAGACAAUCACCUCCUUCAUCCCGUGCUCGACUUCCGUGGGCCACCAGGGUGCUAGCACCUGGUACUCUACCUGGUUGACCGCCACCUACAUCCCCCACACCACCGUCUCGACCUGCACCACCGUUUCCACCCUCUACCCCGCCCCUACUGGCACCUCUGGCAACCCCGGCGGCAACAACGGUGGCGUCUGCCCGCCUGCCACCACUGUCACCGUCACUGCUGGCCCGACUGUCACUGCCUUCGUCACUGUGAGCUACGGCCACGACGGCAAGCCCGUUACCGUCACCAACAAGCCCACCGGCAACGCUUCCCAGACCCAGGGCGGCUCCGGCUCCGGCGCGACCUCGUCUGGCAACGCCGUCCCCAACCCCUCCAGCAAGCCGCACUGGGGUGACAACUCGAGCACCUCCAAGCCCAGCUCCCCCACUGGUACCGGCAGCCCCUCCGCCAGCGGUGGCAAGAAGUGGUAG